CAAGAAAACAGUCGUAUAUUCCUCUUCAGCCCAAAUAGAGCGAGAGAAAUCAAAGCUAAAAAAGCAGGACGAGAGAGAGAGAGAGAGAGAUCGCGUAUUGACAAGCAGGGGGAGACCAGAUCGAGUAGAUAAUGGAGUGCGUGUUCGGACUAGUUGGAGACGGCUUCGCUGUAGUGGCCGCCGAUACGUCGGCGGUCCACAGCAUCCUCGUCCACAAAUCUAACGAGGACAAGAUCAUGAAACUGGACUCACACAAACUCGUCGCUGCUAGUGGAGAGCCCGGCGACCGUGUUCAAUUUACUGAGUAUAUUCAGAAGAACGUCGCCUUGUAUCAGUUCCGAAAUGGAAUCCCUUUGACCACUGCCGCUGCUGCCAAUUUCACUCGAGGCGAGCUCGCCACUGCGCUGAGAAAGAACCCAUACUCUGUCAACAUUCUAAUGGCUGGCUACGACAAAGAGACAGGGCCAUCUCUCUACUACAUUGACUACAUUGCCACCCUCCACAAAGUUGACAAGGGAGCAUUUGGUUAUGGAUCCUAUUUUUCUCUCUCGCUGAUGGAUCGGCACUACCACAGCGGAAUGUCAGUGGAAGAGGCAGUUGAUCUGUUAGAUAAGAUCAUAAUGGAGAUCCGAUCUAGGCUGGUUGUGGCGCCACCGAACUUUGUGAUCAAGAUUGUUGACAAGGAUGGAGCAAGGGAGUAUGCCUGGCGUGAGUCUGUCAAAGAUGCUGCUGUUGCUUCAGCAUGAUUUUCUUGUAUUCAGAUUGCUUUUUGCGUGUUUAAUCUGAUUAAAUGGGCUUUACAGAGAUGUUAAACUGACUUUCUAAGACUAGAUUUAAGCGUUUGUUCCUCUUAUUUUUACUUGAAAUUGGGUAACGAAACAUGUCCCUUUCUA
Messenger RNA from Tripterygium wilfordii, 893 nucleotides. Its product is annotated as proteasome subunit beta type-2-B-like. Gene Ontology annotation, molecular function: peptidase activity. Gene Ontology annotation, biological process: proteasomal protein catabolic process. The record is from RefSeq and is a predicted model, not a curated record. Gene Ontology annotation, cellular component: proteasome core complex, beta-subunit complex; nucleus; proteasome core complex. The coding region runs from base 132 to 746 and encodes 204 amino acids. NCBI's taxonomy places the organism in Eukaryota, Viridiplantae, Streptophyta, Magnoliopsida, Celastrales, Celastraceae. The transcript has 3 exons.